CAGAACCGAAAGAUUUCAACUGGUCCUCGCAUUCUUCUGUUAGUGUCUCAAUACUUUGGAGCAUUCUCAUUCCUUGAGAGACUUAUCCUCGAAAGGAACUGAUCUGUUUGAUUUGUAUUCGACCACGAGAAAAGUGUUUCUCCAAAAAACAGCAUUUUUCGGAGUUGUUGAUUUUGGUGGCUCUGAAUUCCGACCAGGAGACUGCGAUACCACUUUCGAUUGUACCUUAGCACAUUUUGCAACCGACCGACAGACUGAGAUAGAACGGCCGACCAGCAUUGGUGGAAUAGUUUCUUGCUGUCUCAAUUCAAAUCCCCUCAUUUCGUCUCGAUCAUGGUUUCGGGUAGGCGCUCUUACUCUGGACCAGCCGUCAAUGGCGCUGGCCCAUUGCCCCCGGUGUCCUCGAAGGCCAAGGACUAUACAGAACGACCAGAAGAAGUCGUCGAUGAACUCGACGAGUUGCGCGUACGAGGCAUUGCCAAGGUCCUGAACAAACACUUCACAACCACUACCAAACAACUCGCCAUAGAAAAGGCCGAAGCCGACGCGGCCCUUGCCGACCUCGAACGCCGCAGGGCCCAAACCAAGGCCUUUGUGCCGAGCAAGGGGGGGCAGCUGAACCCCUACGAUCAAUUGUACCUUCAGCUCCAGCAGAAACGCGCCGAGUGCCGGCGCAAGGAACGUGAAACCAUGUUGUUGUACCAACGGUACGUCAUGAAGUACGGCAAGUCCGCUAAGGCAGAUCCCCUCAUAUCUGCCACACCCUCCGACUCGAACGGUCCCCAACAGCUAAAGGCGCCCAACUCGCCCAGCAAGGGAGACCCCCCUGGAAAAUCGGGUCUGAGCACCCUUGAUGAAAACUCGGAAAUCACCUUUUCCAAAUUCUACGACAAACAGCGAGAGAAGCAAGAACUCGAACGAAUCAAGAGAGAGAACAGCGAAAAGAGCGCCAAGCACUUCAUGUCCGCCCUUAACAAGUUUAUGGCGGAUGAGGACGAAACCGAUGAUCUGCACCAAGCUAAUGGGGUUCCAGAGCUCGUGCCGAGCAAGGAUAGUUGCCAGCCAUCACCCGCAUCAAGCAAUGGCAAAUUAGAUCCGUUCAUGUCUGCACUCUCGAGAUUCAAAGAAGGACAAGAGGAUAGGGCGGAAGAAGAAGAAUCUCCCGCGAUGGUCGCUACCAACGACGAUGAUGAAGACGACGACGAACAGCAGGUCCAAAACGUCAUCCACAGAGUUGCGGCAGAUGCAGCAGAACCAAAGGAGGACAAUGAUUUGCUCGUAAUCAAAAGGACGCCCUCGGAAGAUCCGCCCGGAAAAGGUGGUACGGAGUGCGUACCCGAAGACGAAUCCAUUGUCUCGGAACAACGCGAUCGCAGCAAUGAAAAAUCGCUUCCGACUCUUCAGAAAACGGCGCCAAAUGGAUACACAACGAUUGCCAAAACUGAAACCGCGAUCCCGCCCGCGACCCCCGAUAUCGUGCCGGCAGUAGGACAGGCAACACUUUCUCCCGUUACCAAUCAGUCGACUCCCAAGAGUGGCAAGUUUGAUGUCAACGACAUUGAAGGAUUCGAUUUUGAUGAUCGAUCGAUUAUUUCGGAACUUACCCUUGCAAACUCUGCUGUAACUCGUCAAGUUUUGGACGAGGUCGAGAUGGAAAUGGACGACUUUAUCCAGAGUGAAAUGCAAGCUAUUCGAAAGAUGCUCGACUCGGAAGAAGACGCCUCCACCGUGGAUCCAUCCUUUAACGAAGAUCAAUCGGAGGCUUCUUCUCUCGUGCUUGCAGAUCAAUCGGUGAAGGUGGCAAUGAAAGCGGAGGCCAUGGCACGUGAAAUGCAAAAAAUCCUAGACGAUUUUGCAAAGGAAGACGCCAUGUCUGUCGCUGAAGGAAGCACUUCGGGAGCCAACGAGUCGGUUCAGUCUCCGGAGAAGCAAUCUAACAGCGCCGAACCCGCGAGUGUGUAUCCAUACAAGUUUGAACCAGCGAUCCCGGGUGAAGAAUGGUACGUGCACUUUGACGACAACUAUCAAAAGGAAUUUUAUGUAGAAAGGAGAUCGAAUCGAACGCAAUGGGACUAUCCACAAAAAGUACCGAGUCCGCAAAGGGAAGAAAGGCCAGUUUCUGCGGACGACUUUCUAUCGGACAUGCAUUCUGUUGCGAGCAGCAGGCGAUCGCUUUCUCGACGAUCGUCUCGCCGAAGUAUUUACCGCAAGCAAAGAAAACGACGCCGAGCCCGUAGGUUGAUGAUAUCGUUUCUGGCGUUGCUUUGCGUACUGGUGAGCGUCUUUUGUUGGCGCAUCAAACACCCUGGUGAAUCUAUAACCGUUGCUCUGACAACAUUCGCAGUAGGUCUCAGGGACAUGAGCAUAGAGGAUUUUGUGAACCUCGUCAUUGACCAGUACGAGUAUUCCUUUACGGAUAGAAAAGCUCGAGAAGAAGAAUCGCGGCGGCUUCAGCAGGAGCAGAAGGCCAAAGAACUCGCUGCACGGCUUGCCGCAGAACGGGCCGCAAAACUUGCUAGAGAAGACUCCCAGCGAGAAAAGGAAGAAGCCGAAAGAAUAGCAAAUCAAAAAGCCGCGAAGGCUGCACGGGAGCGAGAAGAGGCCGCAAGGGUCGCCCGUGAGCUUGCUGCCAAACGAGCGAAAGAAGAACGAGAGGAACGCGAACGACUUGUCCUGCUCGAAGCGGAAGCGAAGGCUAAGGCUGAAGAAGAGGCCAAGAAAGUGGAAGUGAAAAAAGCCCGCCGAAACUUUGGAUGCAACAUUCCUUUUGCCUAUGUCGUUCCUUAUUGCUGGCGCUUGGCAAAAUCAAAUCCCAUUUUUGGUCUCAAAAACGAGAACGAUCUAGUGUUUUUGCAAUAAAUAUGAUCAAGAUUGAGCGAAAGAAUUGACACGAUUUAUGGAAAGGACGCGAGCUCGGAAUUCUCGAACUUUCAAUCUACACAUUCUUCCUCUGUGGUAGACGAAUCAUCAUAGAAUAAAAUAGGCACCGCAGUUGGAAGAAGUGUAGCACACAUACAUGGGGCAUGGCUUGUGCAGAGAAAACGAAAAAGAAUAUACUUCAAAAAUUAAUAUUGAACAUAGUAUAGAGAAGAAGUGAUUAUACAAUGUUAUUGAUAUUCCACAAUUCAACUAACAAAGCAGAAAACGUUGCUUGGUGCACAUUCAUGUGGUCUUCGCGUUUUGUUCUAUUUUAUUCACGGCAAAGAUUGUUAUCAUAUCAGCUUUCUUUAUUUCUAUUUUAUUAUUGUAAUUCAUGGGUUAUGUAUCACUUUUACCCCAAUUGGUAAUUCAAAAUGUCCGUGAUUUUACACCGACGAUGUUUUGCACUUCCUCCCAGACCACGAGAAAUCGAUUUCCCUCAAUUUUUCCAUCCUAUGGGGUGUCAUUGUGCUCUGUUUGCCCUCCGUCAGAAACUUGUACUGCCGUCUCUGUCUCUUCACCCAGAUCGCAAGUUGCGGAUUUUGUUUGUAUUUGCUCGGAACGUUGGUUGUGCCAAAGAUGCUCUUGAAUUGUUUCAGCUCCUUGAGGCGCUCUUCCCACACGGCAUCGUGGGAGUUCCACACAAAGCCGAGUUUCUCGAGGGCCACCACGCGAUCAUCGCUCAUGCUGGAAUGCUUUCCCAGUCCCUUGAGCUUGUAUUGAUAUCGCUGGCGCUUUACCCAUUCUGCCAGUGGCGGGUUCUCUGGAAACUGGUUCGGAACCAGGCAAUGUCCAUUGGCGAGUCGAUAGUCUAGCAGCUCUUCGUAUUUCUCCAUCCAGCCCUGGGCUUGGUGCGAUCGGAAGCGCAGCUUGAACGACUUUUUAGGGGCUGGUGUUUCAUCCGUCGCUUUUCUCUUCCUAGUGUUGUGUUCCUUUGGAGGCGACAGGGUUGGAGUUAGAUUUGGCCCGCAUUGCUGGUGAUGGUGGUGGUGGUGCUGCUGCUGAUAUUGCUGCUGGUGAUKGUUGUGCUGCUGAUAUUGUUCUCUGUCAGUAGCUGGCGCUGUAGGAGUAGAAAAAACGUCAAAGAAUUGUGACAUCGAUGUCCCUAUUUUGUUCGACGACUUCGAUGGUUGGUCCUCGUCUUUUCUCACUGACGUUCUGGUGGGCUGAAACAACUUAUUGGUAUAGUUUUUCGAGGAUGGAAACGAAAUAGAAGUCAAUGAAUCUUGGGUUGGUUUUGUGCUCCUCUCAACUCUCUGAUCUCGAGCAUACUGGAUGCUUUUGUCCUCACGAUCGUCUAUUUCGAAGACAUGCUCUGGUCGAAAGAUUUCGUUGCUAUCGAAGGCUAGGUCUGUUUUCUGAGAUUGUUCAUCCGCGAAGUAAGCAAUCGAGGAUCUACGGGUCGGUUCGUCGGCAAAGUAAGCAAUCGAGGCUCUGCGGGGAGUCAUCCGCGGAGGCUUUUUUUGCUGGUUGUGAUAAUUAGCAUUGCUAGCGUAUGUCAAGUUUGUAUCGAUGCAAGCCCGUCUUAUGUUUGCCGUGGUCUGAUUGUAGCUACGAUCAGCGUCAAAUAUGAAGUUAUUCAUGGGGAUUGCGAGUGUAUUCAUUUGGAAUAAAAUACAAGACACUUC
Messenger RNA from Pseudo-nitzschia multistriata, 4547 nucleotides. NCBI's taxonomy places the organism in Eukaryota, Bacillariophyta, Bacillariophyceae, Bacillariales, Bacillariaceae. The record is from the annotation of a GenBank genome assembly.